GAAGCGUUUUAAAGUUUGAAGAGUCAUCAUGGAAGAUUCAGAAGGACAUCAUUUCAGCUCAGUGGAAGACGAAGCCAGAUACUGGAAAGAGAUGGCAAUGAAAUACAAGCAGCAUGCUGAGAACACACAGGAAGAAUUGCAUGAAUUCCAAGAAGGGAGUCGAGAGUAUGAAGCUGAACUGGAGACUCAGCUACAGCAAACGGAGUCCAGAAACAGAGACCUCCUGUCAGAAAACAAUCGUCUGAGAAUGGAGCUGGAGUCAGUCAAAGAAAAGAUUGAAAUGGAGCAUUCAGAAAGAUACAGGCAAAUCUCUGCACUGGAAGAUGACUUGGCACAGACAAAAGCUAUUAAAGAUCAACUUCAGAAAUAUAUUCGGGAACUCGAGCAAGCAAAUGAUGACUUGGAAAGAGCAAAAAGAGCCACUAUAAUGUCUCUGGAAGAUUUUGAGCAGCGUUUGAACCAGGCUAUUGAAAGAAACGCUUUUCUGGAGAGUGAGCUGGAUGAGAAAGAGAACCUUCUGGAGUCUGUGCAACGCCUGAAAGAUGAAGCUAGAGAUCUACGACAAGAGCUUGCAGUGCAGCAGAAGCAGGAGAAACCCAAAACACCGAUGCGAGCUGCCCUGGAAACAGAAAGAACAGACACUGCAGUUCAAGCAUCCUUAUCUGUGCCUGCAACUCCCUCAGUGCACUGGGCACCCAACAUCAACCGACACACUCCUAUGACACUUAGGAGAGGUCUUGAGGACAGUUACAGUGCCACUCCUCUCACACCUGCUGCAAGAAUAUCUGCACUUAACAUCGUGGGAGACUUGCUGCGAAAAGUGGGAGCUUUGGAAUCCAAACUUGCAUCUUGCCGAAACUUUGUGUAUGACCAGUCUCCAAACAGAGCCACCGUGUCCAUGUGCAUGAACAGAGAUGUCCUUGAAACACACCUGAGCCCUCACCAGCCUCUGUGUGAUACAGGGUUAGUGAAACGCCUGGAGUUUGGAACACGGCCUUCAAAUGUUCCAGGACCAAUGAGCCAUCCCUCACAAAGUGUUGUCAAGAUGCUGCUAUGAAAAGCCUGACUGGCUUU
Molecule: messenger RNA, 1074 nt
Organism: Indicator indicator
Lineage: Eukaryota; Metazoa; Chordata; Aves; Piciformes; Indicatoridae
Gene: NDE1
Product: nudE neurodevelopment protein 1
Exons: 8
Coding region: 29-1057 (342 amino acids)
Biological process (GO): microtubule nucleation; cell migration; vesicle transport along microtubule
Cellular component (GO): kinetochore; centrosome; kinesin complex
Molecular function (GO): microtubule binding
Source: RefSeq, a predicted model, not a curated record